UCGGACGGAGCUUGUAUCGGCCCGGCUAAAUAUAUCCCUAAGUCUUUUCUCUUUCUUCUAUCAUCAUCUUACUCCCACCAUCGUCUAUCUCUUCUGUCUCUCGUCUCUACGAAUCGGUUUUUCUUUUCUUUUUCUUCUCUUCUCAUCUCAGUUCUCACCCACCGCCGUGUCCGCUGGUUUUCUGCGGAUCUGACCCGUAUCCCGUGUCGACACGGUUACGGCACCCCAAUUUGCCGAGUCCGGGUAAAGAAGCCUAAAUCUUAAGGGGGUUAAGCUUUUUCUUCAUUGGAAAUUGUUAAGUGUAGUAAAACUGCUUGCUUUUGAUUAUAACCAUAAUUGAAUACAAUACUUAGCUUCGAUGGGGUCACUUCUAGUACCUUCCCCUCUACUUCUUCCGUCACUUUCCCGUAGCUUCCUUCCUAAACUCCAAUCUCAGCCUCAAUAUAUUAGCCCUCGCAUUUCCCUAUGUAAUCAAUACCCUUUUCGCCUUUCAUUUCAAUCCAGUUUUCCUCGUAAGUCACUAUGCAGUCAUCGGUCAUUAGCAGGGGCUUUUAAUACUUCAAGCGAGGGGACGGUGUCGGUUAUCAAUAUCGAAGAUUUUAAUGAAAAAGAUUGGUCAUUUCUUGAUUCGGAAGAGUUAAAUUCCGAGCAAGCUAAACGAAAUAUCGACCGCAUUACAUCUGCCGGAGAAAUAUCGGAGUCGUCAAGGGUUCUAGUUUCGGUCGGUUCGGAAGGAUUUGUGGAUCAUUUAGUUGAAUCAUCAAAUACCCAAUUGUUGCUUGUAGUCCAUGAUUCUAUAUUUUUCUUAGCUGGGAUUAAGGAGCAAUACGAUGAGGUUAAGUGUUGGCAAGGGGAAUUGAUUUAUGUGCCGGAAAAAUGGACACCAUUUGAUGUCAUAUUUCUCUAUUUUCUGCCUGCUUUGCCAAUCGAACUUGACCAAAUAUUUGCGGCGCUGGCGAAACGUUGUUCAUCAGGUGCAAGAGUGGUGAUUAGCCAUCCCCAAGGGAGGGAAGUGCUAGAGCAGCAACGGAAAGAGUUUCCCGACAUUGUAAACGGAAACUUGCCCGACAAAACCACGUUACAGAAAGUUGCAGCUGACCAUUCCUUUGAGAUGACUGAAUUUGUUGAUGAGCCUGGAUUUUACCUAGCUGUUUUGAAGUUUAGCGAGGCAAAUUAGUUAAAAACUGUUUUGGAUUUCUACUUAAAACUAGGUGCUUCUUUGAUUCAUAGGUGAACAAGAUCCCAUACUAACCCGGGAAAGUCUUGGGAGAAAAUGUACCCUAAUCAAUGUCCAAAGUCCAAGCUAUAAUUGAACUUUACAGGGUUUCUCAAGGAUGGCAAAUUAUUAGUUUGUUAAUAGAAACAGCUACUUAUUGGAAACUGUUUCUUCUCCUGGAAAGUCCAGCUAGUUAUUUUGAUUGAAUUCGAAAAGCAGAUUUGAUUUUCGUAAUCAA
Molecule: messenger RNA, 1454 nt
Organism: Gossypium raimondii (Peruvian cotton)
Lineage: Eukaryota; Viridiplantae; Streptophyta; Magnoliopsida; Malvales; Malvaceae
Exons: 2
Coding region: 359-1177 (272 amino acids)
Source: RefSeq, a predicted model, not a curated record